Strongyloides ratti is the source of this 1587-nucleotide messenger RNA. RefSeq names its product Flavin monooxygenase FMO family and Flavin monooxygenase (FMO) 5 family and Dimethylaniline monooxygenase, N-oxide-forming family and Flavin monooxygenase-like family-containing protein. The record is from RefSeq and is a predicted model, not a curated record. The transcript has 2 exons. Lineage: Eukaryota; Metazoa; Nematoda; Chromadorea; Rhabditida; Strongyloididae. The coding region runs from base 1 to 1587 and encodes 528 amino acids. Gene Ontology annotation, molecular function: NADP binding; flavin adenine dinucleotide binding; N,N-dimethylaniline monooxygenase activity.
AUGGUUAAUGUAUGUGUUAUUGGAGCUGGUGCUAGUGGUUUACCGGCUAUUAAAUGUGCUUUAGAUAGUAAUUUUAAUGUUACAUGUUAUGAAAAAUCUAAUGAUAUUGGUGGUUUAUGGAGAUUUAAACCUUAUCCAUGUCCAGAUGAAGGAACAGUUAUGAGAAGUACUGUAAUAAAUACAUCUAAAGAAAUGACUGCUUAUUCUGAUUUUCCUCCACCAGCAGAAGUAGCAAAUUUUAUGCAUAAUUCAGAAUUAUUAAAAUAUUUUCGUUCAUAUGCGGAACAUUUUAAUUUAAUUAAAUAUAUUAAAUUUUCAACAAUUGUUAUAAAUAUUGAAAGACAUGAAAAAUUUGAACAUAAUGGUAAAUGGAAAGUUACAACAAAAAAUAUUAAAACAGAAGAAGUUAUAGAAGAAGAGUAUGAUUCAGUAAUGUUAUGUACAGGACAUCAUACAACACCAUAUUGGCCUACUAAAUUUAUUGGUCAAGAUAAUUUUAAAGGAAAAAUAAUUCAUAGUCAUGAUUAUAAAGAUUUUCAAGAGUUUGUCAAUAAAAAAAUUAUUGUUAUUGGUAUAGGUAAUUCAGGUGGUGAUAUAGCUGUUGAAUUAAGUAAAUGUGCUAAAAAUGUUUACCUUUCAACAAGAUCAGGAUCAUGGGUUAUUAAUAGAGUUUUUGAUCAUGGUGAACCAUCUGAUCAAGUAUACUUAAAUCGUUUUAAUUAUCAUAUUAGAAAAAUAAUACCAUUAUGUUUUGAAAAUAGUGUACUUGAAAGAAAAGUUAAUCAAAGAUUUGAUCAUGGUAGAUUUGGUUUAAAACCUAAACAUAGAUUUUUAAGUGCUCAUGUAACAGUAAAUGAUGAAUUACCAAAUCGUAUUAUAUCAGGAACUGUUAUUAUUAAACCAAAUGUAUCAAGUUUUGGUGAAAAAGAAGUUCAUUUUGAUGAUGGAACGUAUGUUGAAGAUGUUGAUGUUGUUAUCUUUGCAACAGGUUUUUCUUUUACUUUCCCUAUAAUUGAGAAUGGAACAUUGAUAGAUGUUAAAGAAAAUAUUGUUGAAUUAUAUAAUUAUAUGUACUUACCAAGACUUGCUCCACACAAUACAUUAUGUAUUAUUGGUUUAAUUCAACCAACUGGUAGUAUAAUGCCUAUCAGUGAGAUGCAAUGUAGAGUUCAUUGUGCAGUAAUUAGUGGAAAAAUAAAAUUACCAUCAAAAAAUGAAAUGAUUAAAGAUGCAAUUAAAUGUAAUGAAAAGAAUAAAAAAAUAUUUGUUAAAUCUAGAAGACAUACAAUACAAGUACAUUAUGUUGAUUAUAUGGAAAAACUUGGUAAAAUGUUAAAUGUUAAACCAAAUUUAUUAAAAUAUUUCUUUUGUGAUAUAAAACUUUUUAAAAGCCUUUAUUUUCAUGGACUUUAUCCAUAUCAAUAUAGAUUAAAUGGUAUUGGAUCAUGGUCUGGUGCAAGAGAUGCAAUUAUUGAAGCUGAAGAAAGAACAUUUAAUUGUACAAGAACACGUAAAACAUCUGAAACAAUGAAAUCUAAACCUAUAUCUAAAAUUCAUUUAUGUCGAAUUAUCUGUUUUUGUGAUUAA